AAGGUAUCGCUGUUUGCAAUGUUUGAGUCAAUUGUUAAUAGUUUUUGACAAUUGAAGACAAUAUUUGAUUACAAACACAAACACGUGUUAAACAAUAAUCUUAAGACAAAAGAUGGGUGUUUCGUGUGUCUAUUCAUUACCGAUUCCGUCGGGUAAAAGUGGCCAACACAUGAUUGAAUUAAUUAGCAAACAAUUGGAAACAUUUGGCGCCCAAAAAUGCGGACAAUUUUAUGUGGAAUGCGAUACUUAUUAUUCGGUAAAUACGGCGAGUGGACCGAUAUCUGACAUAAUGGACACAAUGAUACCAUCGGGUGGUCAGACAUCACGUAUACUCAGUAUAUAUCAUUCAUCUGAGUAUCCAUUGAGUUGUUUUGCACUGUUGGACACGGGAUUAUCACUGGUGGCCGACGCCUCCUUUGAUGCCAUUGUCAUGAAUUUGUCGGCCAUUUAUAGUAACAAAAAGAUGUCGCGCUUUGACUGCAGAGGACAGAAGUGGUCGUUGAGUGACUUUGCCAUCCGAAUCGGUUCCUGUUCUUUGGGACCACAAUUCAAAGGUGUGCUAUUGGAGGUCGAAUACAGACCUUCUGUAGUGGCCAACCAUUGUUGGGAUCUCAUCAAAGAGUUGGCUCAAAGUCUAUGCUGUAGUGGUUUAUCGGAUACUAAUCAAUGGAUGGCAUCAAAAAUGAAUGAUAUUUAUUCACCAAUCGAUACAAUACAACAAUAUAACCAUUACUUCAAUCAAUUGCGAAAAGCCGUAACAAUAUCGUCGCUGACCACCAAUUCGGCCGCCAAUUCAAGUUUGCCGAACAAUACAACCAAUACUACGAAUACUAAUUAACUUUCAAUUAUUAUAUUAUAUUACAAAUGUAUAUAUCAUAUCAUAUAUUCUUUA
Messenger RNA from Oppia nitens, 892 nucleotides. It is a transcript of the gene MED20, whose product is annotated as mediator of RNA polymerase II transcription subunit 20-like. The transcript has a single exon. The coding region runs from base 113 to 838 and encodes 241 amino acids. Gene Ontology annotation, cellular component: mediator complex. Gene Ontology annotation, biological process: regulation of transcription by RNA polymerase II. Gene Ontology annotation, molecular function: transcription coactivator activity. The record is from RefSeq and is a predicted model, not a curated record. NCBI's taxonomy places the organism in Eukaryota, Metazoa, Arthropoda, Arachnida, Sarcoptiformes, Oppiidae.